Messenger RNA from Ostreococcus tauri, 585 nucleotides. RefSeq names its product unnamed product. Bases 1 to 585 code for a protein of 194 amino acids. The transcript has a single exon. Lineage: Eukaryota; Viridiplantae; Chlorophyta; Mamiellophyceae; Mamiellales; Bathycoccaceae. The record is from RefSeq and is a predicted model, not a curated record.
AUGCGCGCCCGCGCGCGCGACGCCCGCCCGCAUCCACGCCUCGCCCGCGCCCGCCCCCGCGCGAGCUCCCGCGCCGUCACCGCGCGCGCGUUGGUGAAACAAACCGGCGCGGACGAAACGAUCCCGAACGUGCCCGACAAGGUGAACAAAUCAUUCGCGAUCGACCUCGGUGGUGACACCCCAGCGGUGACGACGCUGCGGUUUCCCCUCACCGCCGACGCCGUGUGCAUCGCGUGCGAACGCCCGUUAGGCAUGUUUCUCGAACAACGCACCGAGGGGUCGAGGACGUCCAUCGUCGUCGAUGAGGUCGAGGAGGGGUCGAACGCGCACGCGGCGGGCGCGCGCGUGGGCGACGUCUUGCGUCUGACCACGGCGGUGUUCGAAGUGAGCGCGCCCGUGGACGUGACGACGUGGUUGAAUCCACCGGCGAAGCGAAAGGUGCGGGCGUAUUACACGUGCGAUAAUAAAUCGUUCGAUGCGGUGAUGGACGCGAUCGCGAGUCACUCGGUGCCGAUCGACACGCCGAGCGGAAAAGAGGAAGUGAAGGAGGUGGGGAUGAUCUUAGAGCGCGUCGCGACCGCGUGA